AUGUUGGCCGACGAGAAAGUCGCCAGUGUUGAUCGUGUUGAGGAUGUCGAAAGACGGACAUCGGGCCAGAAGACCCCUCCUUCCGAUUAUGACGAUGAGUUCACCCCAGAAGAGCAGAAGAGAAUCAUUCGCCGAAUUGAUCUGCGUCUGGUCACCAUGACUGGCUUGGCCUACUGUGUCUCACUCAUGGAUCGAACCAAUUUGAGUGCAGCUGCUAUCGCGGGUCUCAAGAAGGAAUUGGCUCUGGAUGUUGGAGAUCGCUAUUCUAUUGUGGUUCUCAUGUUCUUCGUUCCAUAUAUUCUCUUCCAGCCGCCAAUGACGGUCAUCAUUCGCAAAGUUGGGCCCACAUUAUUCUUGGGCUCAAUUAUCAUGACAUGGGCCGCUGUGAUGAUUGGAACGGGGUUCGCGAAGAAUUGGGGCCAAUUGGUCGCACUACGAACGUUACUUGGUCUCUUGGAAGCCGGCUAUUUCCCAGGUUGCGUGUACCUCUUGUCCUGUUGGUACACUAGGUAUGACGUACAAAAGCGAUUCUCUGUCUUUUACCUCAUCGGCUGCGUUGCCUCUGCAGCGUCCGGUAUCCUCGCCUUUGGUCUGAUGCAACUAAACGGCACCCAUGGCUUGACUGGAUGGCGAUGGAUCUUUAUCCUCGAGGGUGUGAUUACCGGUGUGAUCGGCCUCAUGUGCUUCUUUUUCCUCGUUGACUUCCCCGACCGCGCUGCGAAAUCGUGGAGAUUUUUGAGCCAACGGGAGUGUGACUGGGUCGUGCGCCGAAUCAACAAUGAUCGUCAAGAUGGCGAGCUGGAAGCCUUCUCUGUCAAGAAGUUCUUGCGACCUGCGCUAGAUCUCAAAAUCUGGGGAUUUGCCAUGAUUUUCUUUUGCGUGACCACCGUCACCUACGCCAUCGCCUACUUCCUCCCUAUCAUCCUGAUGGAGGGUAUGAAAUUCGGCGUCGGCGCUGCUCAAUGCCUCGUCGCUCCCCCUUACGUGUUCGCAGGCUUUGUCAUGUACGGCACCGCCUGGUUCGCUGACAAGUACCGGGUUCGAGGCCCCGUCUUGGUUUUCAACUCCAUGCUGUGCAUCAUCGGUCUGCCCAUGAUGGGCUUUGCCCAGGGCAAUGCCGUUCGCUACGCCGGUGUCUUCUUCACCGUGGCCGGUGCCAAUGCCAACAUCCCGUCCUGCAUGGCUUACCAGGCCAACAAUGUGCGCGGUCAAUGGACGCGUGCGCUUUCCAGUGCGACUCUGGUGGGAUUCGGAGGUAUCGGCGGUAUUGCCAGCAGUUUGGUCUUCCGUCCUCAAGAUGCACCUGGCUAUCGACCCGGCAUGUAUGCCGCGAUUGUCUGCAAUAUCACGAUCAUGCUCAUUGUUGCCACCCUCAGUCUGUGGUUCCGCAUCUGCAAUCGGCAGGCUAACCAGGGCAAGCGCAUCAUCGAGGGCGAGGCCACUUUCCGCUAUACCAUUUAA
This is a messenger RNA of Penicillium diatomitis, 1461 nucleotides long. RefSeq names its product putative phthalate transporter. The transcript is spliced from 8 exons. Gene Ontology annotation, molecular function: transmembrane transporter activity. Gene Ontology annotation, cellular component: membrane. The record is from RefSeq and is a predicted model, not a curated record. Bases 1 to 1461 code for a protein of 486 amino acids. Lineage: Eukaryota; Fungi; Ascomycota; Eurotiomycetes; Eurotiales; Aspergillaceae. Gene Ontology annotation, biological process: transmembrane transport.